CCAUCAGCCGCUGGGUUUGUGCUGGCGGCUGGUACGUCGGAGAAGAUUGUGUUUGCUGCAGUGUCCCUCCCAGGGGUCUGGCGUGGUGUGCCGGGAGACUAAGAAAAGAAGGGUUAGAGUAAGUGUUCCCCUUGGCUGCUUGAGUCGGAGCUAGAGUAUUUCCUUCCUGCCAGGCAAGUGCCCAUAGGAACCGGACCCCGCCCCCUUCCCGGCCUAGACUCCCUUUCCCCUCCCUGUCCCUUUCCCACUGGGGAUCUUUUCGUUUCCUCUUGUUCUCCCUGCGAACCCCCGCCGAGGUCAUGAAGCUCGUGAGAAAGGACAUUGAGAAAGACAAUGCGGGCCAGGUGACUCUAGUCCCCGAAGAACCUGAGGAUAUGUGGCACACCUACAAUCUAGUGCAGGUGGGCGACAGCUUGCGUGCCUCCACCAUCCGCAAGGUACAGACCGAGUCCUCCACGGGCAGCGUAGGAAGCAACCGGGUCCGCACUACUCUCACGCUCUGCGUGGAGGCCAUCGAUUUUGACUCUCAAGCCUGCCAGCUGCGGGUUAAGGGGACCAACAUCCAAGAGAAUGAGUAUGUCAAGAUGGGGGCUUACCACACCAUUGAGCUGGAGCCCAAUCGCCAGUUCACUUUGGCCAAGAAACAGUGGGACAGUGUGGUUCUGGAGCGCAUCGAGCAGGCCUGUGACCCAGCCUGGAGUGCAGAUGUGGCGGCUGUCGUGAUGCAGGAAGGCCUCGCCCAUAUCUGCUUAGUCACUCCCAGCAUGACCCUCACUCGGGCCAAGGUGGAGGUGAACAUCCCUAGAAAACGGAAAGGCAACUGUUCUCAACAUGACCGGGCUUUGGAGCGGUUCUAUGAACAGGUGGUCCAGGCUAUCCAGCGCCACAUAAACUUUGAUGUUGUGAAGUGCAUCCUGGUGGCCAGCCCAGGAUUUGUGAGGGAGCAGUUCUGCGACUACAUGUUUCAGCAAGCAGUGAAGACCGACAACAAAGUGCUCCUGGAAAACCGGUCCAAGUUUCUUCAGGUACAUGCCUCCUCUGGACACAAGUACUCCCUGAAAGAGGCCCUUUGUGACCCUUCUGUAGCUAGCCGCCUUUCAGACACUAAAGCUGCUGGGGAAGUAAAAGCCUUGGAUGACUUCUAUAAAAUGUUACAACAUGAACCUGACCGAGCGUUUUAUGGACUCAAGCAGGUGGAGAAGGCCAAUGAAGCUAUGGCAAUUGACACAUUGCUUAUCAGCGAUGAGCUUUUCAGGCACCAGGAUGUCGCUACGCGAAGCCGGUAUGUGAAGCUGGUGGACAGUGUGAAAGAGAACGCAGGCACGGUUAGGAUAUUCUCUAGUCUUCAUGUAUCAGGGGAACAGCUCAGUCAGUUGACUGGAGUAGCUGCCAUUCUCCGCUUCCCUGUCCCUGAACUCUCUGACCAAGAGGAUGAUUCCAGUUCUGAAGAAGAUUAAUGAUUGGACCUUAUAACUGAUAAAAGCUGUGUCUCCGUUGUUACAUUUUCUUAGCAUCCUGACAGAAACCUGCAAGGCACCUUGUGAUUCUUACAGGGAUAUCUCAUGUAUUUGGCCACACUAGGUAUUUUGUGAUUGGCAGGACAUGUGUUCAAACUAAAUAAAUUAAAAGGAAAUAAUCA
Molecule: messenger RNA, 1639 nt
Organism: Zalophus californianus (California sea lion)
Lineage: Eukaryota; Metazoa; Chordata; Mammalia; Carnivora; Otariidae
Gene: PELO
Product: pelota mRNA surveillance and ribosome rescue factor
Exons: 2
Coding region: 300-1457 (385 amino acids)
Biological process (GO): RNA surveillance; nuclear-transcribed mRNA catabolic process, no-go decay; nuclear-transcribed mRNA catabolic process, non-stop decay
Cellular component (GO): cytoplasm
Source: RefSeq, a predicted model, not a curated record